Babesia bigemina is the source of this 336-nucleotide messenger RNA. Its product is annotated as prefoldin subunit 6, putative. Lineage: Eukaryota; Apicomplexa; Aconoidasida; Piroplasmida; Babesiidae. The record is from RefSeq and is a predicted model, not a curated record. Gene Ontology annotation, molecular function: protein-folding chaperone binding. Gene Ontology annotation, cellular component: prefoldin complex; cytoplasm. Gene Ontology annotation, biological process: chaperone-mediated protein complex assembly; protein folding. The transcript is spliced from 5 exons. The coding region runs from base 1 to 336 and encodes 111 amino acids.
AUGGACGCGUUAGUGAAGGAGGUCAACAAUUUGCGGCAGCAGUACCGCGAGCUGGCGGCCGCACAUUCGCAGCUGCUUACGCAGCAGAACGAGUGCACGGCAGAGCUGCAAAUCCUGGAGGCCGAUGCCAAGAUUUACAAGAGCACCGGGCCUGUGCUGACGGCGCAGAGCAAGGACGACGCCAUGAGCACCAUCACCAAGCGCAUAGAAUACAUAUCGAACGAAAUCGACGAAAAGGCCAAGGCAAUGUCCAACCUCCAGGGCGUCAUUGAGGAGAAAUGCCGGACACUGGAUAACAUGAACGCUCAACACCAACGAGCUGCGCAACCCAGUUAA